Molecule: messenger RNA, 1455 nt
Organism: Zerene cesonia (dogface butterfly)
Lineage: Eukaryota; Metazoa; Arthropoda; Insecta; Lepidoptera; Pieridae
Product: catalase-like
Exons: 2
Coding region: 1-1455 (484 amino acids)
Biological process (GO): hydrogen peroxide catabolic process; response to hydrogen peroxide
Cellular component (GO): cytoplasm; mitochondrion; peroxisome
Molecular function (GO): catalase activity; heme binding
Source: RefSeq, a predicted model, not a curated record
AUGAGUUGGUGGUUCGCCUGGAUGGGCGUAUGCACUCGCUUAACCACAAGCAAUGGCGCACCUGUUGAGAGCCGCGACACCUCAACACUGAACAAAAGCCUGAUGUACAACAGUUUCUUCAUGGAUUCCUUGACUCGCUUCACACGGGAGAGGGUUCAGGAACGCGUCGUUCACGGCAAGGGCGCCGGCGCAUUCGGGUAUUUAGAAGUCACACAUAAUGUGACAGAAUUCACGAAGGCCGAUUUCCUCAACGGCAUCGGGAAGAGGACCCCAGUGUCUGUGAGAUUUUCGCCAACUGUAGUGGAACGGGGCGGCUCAGAUAUGUUCCGAGCGGCGCGGGGAUUCGCCGUGAAGUUCUACACGCGCGAAGGCAAUUUCGACUUCCUGGGCUUCAAUACUGCCAUGUUUGUAAUCAAGGAUCCUGUAUUAUUCCCCACUUUUAUCCACAGUCAACGGCGGAACCCCUCUACUGGAAUACGCGAUAGCAACAUGCUUUGGGACUUCUUAACACUGAAUCCUGAAUCGUUUAAUUUGUUCAUCACUGUAUUCGGUGAUGAUGGUAUACCGAAGGGCUAUCGUCAUAUGGGUGGAUUCAGCAUACACACAUAUCAAAUUCAGAACAAACAAGGUGAGAUCUAUUUUGCGAGAUUACAUUUCCGGCCAGACGCCGGGAAAGCGAGUAUAACAACUGAAGAAGCUAGAUAUCUGGAUGCUACCGAUCCUGAUUAUUUUACCAGAGAUUUGUACGAGGCGAUCGCGUGUGGAAAACAAGUGAGUUGGACAUUUCUUCUGCAAAUACUGACCUUAGAACAAGCACUGAACAGUGAUAUUGAUGUCUUUGAUGUGACAAUAGAACUGCCUACAGAUGAAUACCCUCUCACAGAGGUUGGCAAAUUGGUUCUUAAUAGAAACCCAGUUAACAACUUCGCAGAAGUGGAGCAGUUGGCGUUCUGCCCAUGUAAUUUGGUACCCGGCAUAGACGGAGCUCCAGAUAAGGUUUUCGAGGCGCGAACCUUCGUCUACCGAGACACUAACAUCUAUCGUAUGGGUGUAAACGUCAAUAAGAUCAAAGCUAAUCGUCCGAUCCAGGCUAGUACGUAUAAUAGAGAUGGACGACCACCCGUAGGCGACAACGGAGAGGACAUGCCAAAUUAUUAUCCUAACUCUUUCAAUGGACCAAAAGAGUAUCAGGAUAGGAACAGAUCGAAGUUGAUUGAGAUUUACCAAAAGGAACCAAAUAAUACUGCACAAACCGGUCGGAGAUACCGGGAAAUGUCCGGUGGGGAGAAGGAGCGUCUAAUAAGUAACAUUAUAGACAGCCUGGGUCCAGCCAUACCGGAACUUCACGAGAGAGCGGUUAAAAUAUUUACAGAAAUCGACCAGGAUCUUGGGAGUCGAGUCUACCAAGCGUUGAAAGAAUAUCAGAGAGAACCAGCUUGUAACAAUUUUGAGUAA